Sapajus apella (tufted capuchin) is the source of this 2450-nucleotide messenger RNA. It is a transcript of the gene SNAPC3, whose product is annotated as small nuclear RNA activating complex polypeptide 3. NCBI's taxonomy places the organism in Eukaryota, Metazoa, Chordata, Mammalia, Primates, Cebidae. The record is from RefSeq and is a predicted model, not a curated record. Gene Ontology annotation, biological process: snRNA transcription by RNA polymerase II; snRNA transcription by RNA polymerase III. The coding region runs from base 210 to 1448 and encodes 412 amino acids. Gene Ontology annotation, molecular function: bent DNA binding; RNA polymerase II cis-regulatory region sequence-specific DNA binding; core promoter sequence-specific DNA binding. The transcript is spliced from 10 exons. Gene Ontology annotation, cellular component: snRNA-activating protein complex.
GGAGAACAAUGCUGCGCCUAGCCCGCAGAGCCUCGCGGUGCCGCGCCCUGGGGCGGGCCUUCCUGUGGCCUGCCGGGAAAUGUAGUGUCUGAAGCCCGCCCGCACCGCCUCGCCAGUCGCCGGCUGGGCGCCCCGUGCAACUACAAGUUCCAUCACGCUCCGCGAGGCCUUGAUCUCCAGGCUUUUGCAGGGAAGGGAGUGGGACGAACAUGGCUGAAGGCAGUCGGGGUGGCCCAACGUGUAGCCUGGUGGGUGGCAGGCAGGACCCAGUUUCCGGCAGUGGCGGCUGCAGCUUUCCAGAGUAUGAGCUUCCCGAGCUAAGUACGCGCGCUUUCCAUGUGGGCGCCUUUGGGGAGCUGUGGCGGGGCCGUCUGCGCGGUGCCGGGGACUUGUCACUAAGGGAGCCGCCGGCAUCCGUGCUGCCAGCGAGUCAGGGGAGCGCUGACUCUGACCGGGAGGAUGCCGCGGUGGCCCGGGAUCUGAACUGCAGCUUGGAGGCGGCGGCUGAGCUGAGGACGGUGUGCGGCCUGGAUAAACUGAAAUGCCUUGAGGACGGUGAGGAUCCAGAAGUCAUUCCCGAGAAUACUGACCUGGUGACUUUGGGGGUUAGAAAAAGGUUCUUGGAACAUCGGGAAGAAACCAUUACAAUAGAUCGAGUCUGCAGACAAGAAACAUUUGUUUAUGAGAUGGAGUCACAUGCCAUGGGAAAAAAGCCUGAAAAUCCAGCAGACAUGAUAGAGGAAGGGGAGCUUAUCCUAUCUGUGAAUAUCUUGUACCCUGUUAUAUUUCAUAAGCACAAAGAACACAAACCAUACCAAACAAUGCUGGUAUUGGGCAGUCAAAAGCUCACAGAACUGAGGGAUUCAAUUUGCUGUGUCAGUGACCUCCAGAUUGGUGGUGAAUUCAGCAACACUCCUGACCAAGCCCCUGAGCACAUCAGCAAAGACCUAUACAAAUCAGCCUUUUUUUAUUUUGAAGGAACAUUUUACAAUGAUAAAAGAUACCCAGAAUGCAGAGAUUUGAGCAGAACUAUCAUUGAGUGGUCAGAGUCCCAUGAUAGAGGCUAUGGAAAGUUUCAGACUGCCAAAAUGGAAGAUUUUACCUUCAACGACUUAUGUAUUAAGCUGGGUUUUCCUUAUUUAUACUGCCAUCAGGGAGACUGUGAACAUGUCAUUGUCAUUACUGACAUAAGGCUUGUGCAUCAUGAUGACUGCUUGGAUAGGACACUGUAUCCCCUCCUUAUCAAGAAGCACUGGCUAUGGACCAGAAAAUGUUUUGUUUGUAAAAUGUAUACAGCUAGAUGGGUGACGAACAAUGACAGUUUUGCACCAGAGGACCCAUGUUUCUUUUGUGAUGUUUGCUUCCGAAUGCUCCACUAUGAUUCAGAAGGCAACAAACUGGGGGAAUUCCUUGCUUAUCCUUAUGUUGAUCCUGGAACCUUUAAUUAAGAAUAGCUACACACACAGAAGUACCCCCUCAUGAAGUAACUGUUCCCUUGGAUGGUUACCUUAUUUCUAAGAAACGCCACUGAGGAACAGGAUCCACUUUGAACAGUCUGUUAAAGCUACCAAAAAAAUGUCCAAAUCACAGAUAUUCUUAUAAUGAUUGUAUUUAAAUGUUAAUAACAUAUUAAUUUCAUAUUUAUUCCGAAGUGUAUUUUUUCAGUGCUUUUCACCCAUUUUGAGUUAUUUAAGUUGUAUUACUUUAUGUAGUUUGGCUAUAAAUCCUUUGUCAGUCACACAUAUUCUUUGACUCAAUCCAUGCCUUCCCUAUUCAUCUCUGUCCAGUGUUUUUUGCUAAGGACAGAAUUAAUGAUACAUCAAGUAGUAGAAGUGUUCAGAAAAUUCUCUGAAGAAUAUGAGAGCUACACCUCCUACCAUGAGGCUUCCAAGGUUGUAUUUAAAUUUGACUAUCUGGAUGGCUAUGAACAGACAUUUAUCAUAUAAAUGGAAAACUGACGAAACCUAUAAGCCUAUAUGUUUAAAAGAUUGACAGUGAAGUAUGUUUUAUGGACUUAAAUGCCACAUAUCCAGUUAAGUCCAUGGCUUGGAGAUGACAAGCACUUGUUUCUGGUAUGUCUAGUGCUCUCAUUCAUUGAUUCAGUCCAUACACAGAUCAGUAUAGAGAACUCAGAGGCUGAGUUGUACCUAAAUUUUUACUUUCUUGUAUAAAACAGUGCUAAAUUGAGCAUAUUGGUAACUGCCAGCAAAUCAUAAAGAUAAAUAUUUACCCAACCCCAAAAUUCCACAGGUAAAAGUUUUGAUUCCUUUUUAAUACUGCAUUCCUUAUAGGUCUUACAUGAAUAUGCAAGGACAUUUUAUUCAUUUUCAUUUCAUACUGUCAAAACACCAAACUCCAGAACGUUAAUUAUUGCCAUAAUGCAUUAUUCUGUGUGUAGUGUCAAUUCAUUUUAGUGGACAAAGAAGAAAUAUGCCAGUUAAAACAUUUCU